Messenger RNA from Recurvomyces mirabilis, 405 nucleotides. RefSeq lists its product as uncharacterized. Lineage: Eukaryota; Fungi; Ascomycota; Dothideomycetes; Mycosphaerellales; Teratosphaeriaceae. The record is from RefSeq and is a predicted model, not a curated record. The transcript has 2 exons. The coding region runs from base 1 to 405 and encodes 134 amino acids.
AUGGCAUCAAAGACCAAGAAGGAUGCCCUCAAGGCUGUCAACAAGCUGUUGAACGAGGAGAUCUUCAACUCACUCGAGCUUGGGACUCGUAAGGUCCAGGUAGAGUGUGCCACAAAGACAGAACAGUGGAUUAGGCCUACUAGAAUCCCGAGGACUAGCGAGCAGGACAGACUCGUUGAGGUCGUGCAGCAGAAUCGAGACCGCUUCCCACCAGCAACUGCGAAGAUCGUUCUGAACUUGCUGCAACACACGAGUCCGAAAGACAGCCGCCCACACUGGACUGUUUGGCCAUUCGACAUCAAGGGGAUGGCUUUCCCAACAAUGCAUUUGUACUGGGUCGACGAAGACCUCGAGUUUCCAGAUAACACACAGCUCCAGAGUGAGGAUGGGAGCGAUAGGGCCUGA